AUGACUGACAGCUCCUUAUUAUCUAUAUUUAGUGGAUUAUCUGCACCUGACGAAUCCAAUCUGAACUUAUCUUUCAAGGACUCUGUGGACCCACAACUUUACGGAUUAAAUGGAUCUGAACGCGAUUCAACGGCACCCCAUUACACAAGGUCGAUACUGAACUCUUCGGCUUCUGGAAAGAUGAUGUCAGGCGAUCCUUCAAACAGCUUGUCAGCCAGUUCUGGCUGUGGAACUGUUGCAAUGGCUGCCGUGCCUAUAAGCGCACUGGCGCCCAGCAAAAUCAACUUCCCCUUGGGUGACCUAGAAAAUAUUCCUAUCUUCAACUCCGGAGAUGGAGCUGCUCUCGAGUUGCAGGCUCUCCAGGGCAACGCACAAGCCCUCCAAGGAAUUCAAACAGUCAAGCUGACGCUCAUCAACUGUGGGGACCAGCAGACCAUCCUUCUUACCACCCCAUCCACCCAUUUCACAAUGCCGGAUCAAAAUCUAGAUGGAGUUACCCUCACUCUUCCCGAUAAUUUACUGGCAACUGAUUUUAAUCUCACUGGGCUACAGUCAUUCCAACUUGGUGACCUGCCCGUGAUGUCCGAUAAGUGUGGCGUCCCUGAUAAUGCUAAACUCACCUACUCUAAUAUGACAUCCCUGCCCCCCAUUUCCUCAGUUUCUGACAAACUUUACAAUCAACUCACGGAGGAUUCAGACUCCGUUCAGCCUUCACAUGGCUAUGCCAUUGAAGACCUUAAACCGGUGUUGCAACGAAACGGGGAGAAGUUGCAUGAUGACAAUGGAAAUUAUUCCCUUAGUGACCCUACUUCUGUUGCGCUCACUUCUCCCGUGGCAUCUCUGCCUCAAACGACUUUUGCGCAGAAUAUUCCUCCGAAACCGGGUAAAUUAAUGGAUUCAGUUGAUGAGUCUUCACUACCAAGGCAGGACAACACAGAUGCAGAUGCAAAUGAUCCGUCAUGCCCAGACGACAUGACCGAACUUAACACCAAGGAUUUAGCUCAGCGAAUAAGUGCUGAACUUAAGCGCUACACAAUACCGCAAGCCGUGUUUGCCCAGCGCGUGCUUUGCCGUAGUCAGGGUACUCUUUCGGAUCUGCUUCGUAACCCUAAACCCUGGAGUAAGCUUAAAUCUGGCCGUGAGACAUUCCGCCGCAUGUGGAACUGGUUAAACGAGCCGGAAUUCCAAAGGAUGUCUGCCCUUCGCCUAGCAACAUGCAAGCGGAAAACGGAGGAGAACCAGAAACCCAUCGAGGAACGUUCAACAAAAAAGCCGCGCCUGGUUUUCACGGAUAUUCAGAGGCGCACUCUGCACGCCAUCUUCAAGGAAACGAAAAGACCUAGCAAAGAGAUGCAAGCCACCAUUGCUCAGCAGCUAAAUUUGGAAGUUUCUACCGUUGCAAACUUCUUCAUGAAUGCUCGCCGCCGUUCUUUGGAUAAGUGGGUGGACGAUAAGGACGUACAACAUACAGUGUCUACAUCGUCGCCGGCCACUAGUAUUGAAACAUCACCCCCGAAUCACACGACUCACGUUUCCUCUCAUCUAGGUGACCACUGCUCGCUACAGCCGGUUCAUGCUGCUUUACCCACUUCCCAAAUGUCGGAAGUAUCAGAUUCUAUCCUUCAUCGGAUACCUGGCUGUCACACUGGUGUUCCGACAUCUUUGGAGUUGCCAUCUUCCCCCGCACCACCUCGCCUCACCCCUGAUCCAACUGUUUCUUUCAGUCAUGCAGAUGUAGACCUUAACACACUAUGUGCCGUUAGUGAAAACGAACAUACGUCACUGUCAAACGGCCUCCUGCUCUCCGGUGAUUCUGCUGCACUCCAAACACAACUACUUGGUCAUGUCCUCGUUGGUGGACAAAACGCCAUGUUGCUUUCUCACAAUCUGAGUCCCACUUCGGACAAAGCUCUCACCCAGCCAAUGUCUGCUCCAGGGCUUACUUGCAUGGCUUCGAAUCUAUCCAGCAUCAAAUCGGCUCUUGAUUCGCUUUCGGAUCCACCUACCCUGUCUCCAGCUCAUCCACACCAUCUAACACGAGUCUCGAUGGAUUCACUGCGUGAUACACACUCACUUCAACACAGUAUGACGGUGGGUUCUGUACCAGAUGCGGUGUGUACUGCCAAUCACGUUUUGCCUUCAGCCGCAACACUAAUCGGUCAUGAUCGACUUGGCCUUGAUAGUGUUGGUCACAUGUCCGGCUCCACUGUUUUGACUUCAUCACUGGGCUCCUCAGUUCCGAUACACCCGAAACAAGAAGAUCUAGGUUCGGGACUUCUGGGUGGCACCAGCGCACUCAACUAG
Messenger RNA from Opisthorchis viverrini, 2304 nucleotides. RefSeq lists its product as hypothetical. The transcript is spliced from 5 exons. The record is from RefSeq and is a predicted model, not a curated record. Lineage: Eukaryota; Metazoa; Platyhelminthes; Trematoda; Opisthorchiida; Opisthorchiidae. Gene Ontology annotation, biological process: regulation of transcription by RNA polymerase II. Gene Ontology annotation, cellular component: nucleus. Gene Ontology annotation, molecular function: RNA polymerase II cis-regulatory region sequence-specific DNA binding; DNA-binding transcription factor activity, RNA polymerase II-specific. Bases 1 to 2304 code for a protein of 767 amino acids.